Vigna umbellata (rice bean) is the source of this 1560-nucleotide messenger RNA. RefSeq lists its product as uncharacterized. The record is from RefSeq and is a predicted model, not a curated record. NCBI's taxonomy places the organism in Eukaryota, Viridiplantae, Streptophyta, Magnoliopsida, Fabales, Fabaceae.
AUGACUUGUAAACUGCACUCACUUCUGCUGCUCCUACUUGGAGUGGUGAUUCUCACCACUCCGGUCUUUGCUUCCUUCAAGCCACGCUUCUUCUACGACCCUCCUCCAACUCACAAACCACCCACCUACCAACCACCGCCGCCGCCGCCGCCGCCACCACCACCACACCCUCCAUAUCAUCAUCCUCCACCACAAUAUCAACCUCCUCAUGGAAAACCUCCACCAGAAUACCAACCUCCUCACGAAAAGGCACCACCUGAAUAUCAACCUCCUCACGAGAAACCACCGUCAGAACACCAACCUCCUCAUGAGAAGCCACCACCUGAAUACCAACCUCCUCAUGAAAAACCACCUCAUCAGAAACAACCACCUUAUGAAAAGCCACCACCAGAAUACGAGCCCUCCCCACCAGAAUACCAACCUCCUCAUGAAAAGUCACCACCGGAGUACCAACCUCCACAUGAGAAGCCACCACCGGAAUACCAACCUCCUAAUGAAAAACCACCACCCGAAUAUCAACCUCCUCAUGAGAAACCACCACCAGAAUAUUGGCCUCCUCAUGAGAAACCACCACCGGAAUACCAACCUCCUCAUGAGAAGCCACCACCGGAGUACCAACCUCCUCAUGAGAAGCCACCACCGGAGUACCAACCUCCUCAUGAGAAACCACCACCGGAGUACCAACCUCCUCAUGAGAAACCACCACCGGAGUACCAACCUCCUCAUGAGAAACCACCACCAGAAUACCAACCUCCUCAUGAGAAACCACCACCAGAAUACCAACCUCCUCAUGAGAAGCCGCCAGAGUACCACCCUCCUCAUGAAAAACCACCACCAGAACACGAACCUCCUCAUGAAAAACCACCACCAGAACACGAACCUCCUCAUGAAAAACCACCACCAGAACACGAACCUCCUCAUGAAAAACCACCGCCAGAACACGAACCUCCUCAUGAAAAACCUCCACCUGUGUAUGAACCUCCUUAUGAAAAAUCACCACCAAAACAUGAACCUCCUUAUGAGAAGACACCACCAGUGUAUGAACCUCCUUAUGAAAAACCACCACCGGUUUAUGAACCCCCUUAUGAAAAAUCACCACCAGUCUAUGAACCUCCUUAUGAGAAAUCACCACCUGUGUAUGAACCCCCUUAUGAGAAAUCACCACCUGUGUAUGAACCCCCUUAUGAGAAGUCACCUCCAAUAGUGUACCCACCCCCACUAUACCACCCUCCAUACGAGAAACCACCAUUUUACGAGCCACCACCAUUGGAGAAGCCACCAAUCUACAACCCCCCACCUUAUGGCCACUAUCCACCAUCCAAGAAAAACUAAUAACCAGUGCCCAAGAUCACAUGUUUUGGUCUGCUCAAAGUUAGACCUGUCGUUUGUCGUAUAAAGUUUUUUGUUUGCGUUUAGGAAGCACUUUUAAUAUGUGAAGUACGUACAACCUCUCCUUUCUGCAUGCACUGUUUCUUCAGAAUAAAGGCUCUACGCCUCUUUGUAAUGUAUAAUUUCAGUUUCCCUUUCAUAUAAAUAAAUAUUGUAAUGUCAAUUAUCAGU